Naegleria gruberi is the source of this 1818-nucleotide messenger RNA. RefSeq lists its product as uncharacterized. Gene Ontology annotation, cellular component: U4/U6 x U5 tri-snRNP complex. The transcript has a single exon. Lineage: Eukaryota; Heterolobosea; Eutetramitea; Acrasida; Naegleriidae. Bases 1 to 1818 code for a protein of 605 amino acids. The record is from RefSeq and is a predicted model, not a curated record. Gene Ontology annotation, biological process: mRNA splicing, via spliceosome. Gene Ontology annotation, molecular function: U6 snRNA binding; U4 snRNA binding; protein binding.
AUGUUGUCUGACGCUUCUCACCUUCCAGAUGAACAAAAAAUUCAACUCAUCCUCCUCUCACCAAAUUUUAAUACACAAUUCAAAAUACCCACCAUCGAUUUAGAUGUGAGGUUAAAGUUGAGAGAGAUGGGAGAGCCAAUGACCUUGUUUGGAGAAGGUUCGUCCGAGAGAAGAGAACGUCUGAAGAGAAUGAUAGCCAUUCAAAAGCUUAGAGAAUCGGAAGAUGUAGAACAACCAUCAUCAGCAUCAUCAGCAUCGACGAGAUCAGUCUCGGAACAAUCAGUUAUUAUGGCUGAUUUUAGGAAGGAAUUAAUACAAAGUGGAAGACAAGAUUUAGUGGAGCAAAUGCAAGAUGAUGAAGAGGAAGCAACAGUAGAGGAAGAAGAAGAAGAAGAGGAUUUAUCAAAACAAUAUUUUACUUUCCAAAGUACAAAUCCACAUUUGGCAGAGGUUCGUGAACAAAUUGCAAUGCACUCUCUGCAAUCAUCACAUCAAAGAUUGGAGAGCAUUAGAGAAUAUGUAGAAAUUGUAAAGAAGGAUAAAUUGGGAGAACCAACUAUUAAACAAGGUCUUGCAGCACAUUUAGUGGAGAGAAAGAAUAGAUUUGUAAAGAAUUUACAACAAAAUUUAUCACUGGUUUCUUCGAUUACUGGUGAUUCUAGGCCGAUUUCACAAAUCAAAUUUCUGGGACACGAUUUUGGAAAAUGUAUUUCAUCAGGAUGGUCAGGUGACAUGAAAGUUUGGCAGGUUGCCAAUCCAUGUUUCAAGGAAGAAGACAAUAUGAUUGACGAGAGUGAGGAAGUAUCAACAAAACCAGAAGUUAUGAAUGAAGACGAAUCCUUCUCCUGUACUCAAUUGAGAAGUUUCUCAAAUGCUCAUGACGAGAGAAUUACAUGUCUACAAGUGAGAAAUGAGUAUGUGUUGAGUUCUUCUGCUGACAGAACUAUUAAGCUUUGGAAUUUGGAAGCUGAGGAUACUGACAAACCUGUACAAAUAUUUAAUGGAACAUCAGAAAACAAUGAGGAUAUCAAUUCGAGAGAAAUUGUCACUGCUGGAAAUGCACAUACAUCAGUAAUCAAUAGAUUGUCCAUUCAUCCAAGUGGCCAACAAUUCAUCAGUACAAGUUCUGACCAAACUUGGUGUAUGUGGGAUUUAUCGAGAAACGAAUUACUCUAUUCACAGGAAGGUCACUAUUCUCCAGUUUAUGGUGUAGACCAUCAUCCUGAUGGAGGAUUAUUGUGUACAACUGAUAUGAAUGGUAUUGUCAAAUUAUGGGAUUUAAGAACUGGCUUGUUGGUGGCCAACCUUGUUCACCAUGUCAAGGAGGUACUCAAUUGCUCAUUCAAUCCAUACAAUGGUAUUAAUUUGGUUACUGGUGGUGUGGAUGGUUUGAUUAACGUUUGGGAUUUAAGAAAUAUUAGUCAAACCAUUGCUGCCAAACAAACAGAUUCCAAUCCUGAACAAUUUAAACAAGAUCCAGUUUACUCUAUACCAGCAAGUGGUAAACUGAUGAAUACUAUCAUGUAUGAGCCAUCAUGCGGUAGAUCAAUAAUUUCCAGUGGUUUUGAUGGAGUUGUUAGAUUUUGGGAUCCAAUAUCUUUCAAACCAAUUUCUCAAUCCUCUGUGGGAGAUAGAAUUCUAUGCAUGGAUGUAGUUCAAUAUCCAAGAAGUUGCCUACCAUCCACUGAUGAAGAAAGUGUGUACGAAUUUGGAAGUUGGAGCGAGCACUUGAUGGUCGUAUGUGGUGGCUAUGAUAAAAAGUGGAGAAAACUAACAAGCUUCUCAAGGAGAGCCUUAGUAAACUCUUCCAAUAAAUAG